AAAAUAAUAAUCCGGCCCCAGUCAUUGCCCAGUUUCUAAAACUUAAUCACAUGAGAUCAGAUCAAUCGAAGGGAGACGCUCAGGCGUUACGCUUAAGCAUCCGCCCCACCGCCGUCGACCCAUCCGCCUGUCUCCCACGCAGUGGCUCAAAUGCUCAGUCGGCUCAGUCGCUAAGAUGCCAGCAGGCCGCCACCCCGCCGCUUCUUCCUGACAGCGCCACCCCGCUGCCACACAGCUAAUCGCCCAUUCGCCCCCACUCCCAGCCAAGGCUUUAUUGUUUUUAAAGGAAGUAGUCAGGUACAUACAACACAUCAGAAAUGAAAGUACUCUUACCAUUCCUGCAAGAUGAUCGAAUGUUAACAAAUUGCAGAAGCUUGAAAGGUACUUAGUUCACCCAAACUACACGGACUGAAACUCUCCAAAUGUUCUGCAAAAGUGUGUUACGAGCUAGACCAAUAAUCACACACCUCCAAAGCUUAAACACGACUAGUUUUCCGGCCACCGUUGAGCUUGACGCCGUUCUCCAGAGGUUGUGUGUAAGGCCAACAUAUGACAAUCUUGUCGAAACCCUUUCAAUUUUCUACUCUUCAAAGUCAAAUGAUUCUCACUCCUACCGUGCUUACGCCAUUCUUUUCCACGCCUGUGCUCGACUGUGCUGCAUAGAUGUUGGUCAAGCUCUCCAUCAACACAUGAUCGCACACAACCCGAUUGCCUUCCAUGACCUUUAUACUGCCAAUCACCUUCUGAACAUGUAUUCAAAGUGCCGCCAAUUGGACCGUGCCCACCAACUGUUUGAUCAAAUGCAUUGUAGAAAUGUUGUAUCUUGGACCUUGCUUAUUUCCGGUUACGCCCAUUGUGGGAAAGCUGAUGUAUGUUUCAGCUUGUUCUGCGAUAUGCUAGCUCUUGACAAACCUAACGAUUUUGUGUAUGCUAGCUUGCUUUCAACAUGCGAUGGUUUCCGUGGUAGGCAAGUGCACACGCACACACUGAAAACUGGUUAUAACUCCUUUGUUCAUGUGGCUAAUGCGCUGAUUGGGAUGUAUUCCAAGAAUUUUGAGAUGAGUGUAUGCAAUGAUGGCAAUGAACCUUGGAUGGUUUUUAGUGAUAUGGAGUUUCGUAAUCUUGUUUCUUGGAAUUCAAUGAUAGCAGGUUUUCAUAAGAGUGGCCAAGGUGACAAGGCUAUGAGAUUUUUCAUAAUGAUGCAUUCUGACGGUAUGGGAUUUGACCGGGCCACACUGGUCACUGUAUUUUCUGCGUUGUGUAAAGUCCUUGAUGAUCUUUCUUGGAGCCUUAAAUUUUGUUCUCAACUGCAUUGUAUUAGCUUAAAGACCGGGUUUGUGCUAGAUGUAGAGGUUGUGACCGCCUUGAUUAAAGCAUAUUCCUCCUUUCUUGAAGGAAAUGUUGAUGAUUGUUACAUGUUGUUUCUUGAAGUUCGUGGGUGUGGAGAUAUCAUUUUGUGGACUGAAAUUAUGGCAACGUUUUCUCAAAAAGAACCUGAGGUAGCUCUUUUUCUCUUCAGUCAGCUACAUAGAGAAGGGUUGGUUCCAGAUGGCUUUGCUUUUUCUGUUGCACUAAAAGCUUGUGCUGGAUUCGUGACGGAAAGAUAUGCCUCGAUGUUGCACUGCCAAUGUAAAAAGUCUGGGUUUACAGAUUAUUUAGUGCUUCAAAAUGCACUCAUGCAUGCAUAUGGAAGAUGUGGCUCAAUCACUGAGGCUAGGCAGGUUUUUGAUGAGAUGAGUUUAAGGGAUACAGUUUCAUGGAACUCCAUCUUAAAAACUUAUGCAUUCCAUGGGAAACAGAAGGAGGCACUGGAGUUGUUCGAGAACAUGGAUGUUGAGUUUGAUGCAACAACUUUUGUUGCUUUGCUCUCUGCUUGUAGCCAUACUGGGAUGGUUGAAGAAGGGACUAGGAUAUUUAAUAGCAUGUCUGCUAAAUAUGGUAUUGCUCCUCAACUUGAUCACUAUGCCUGUAUCGUUGAUCUACUUGGCCGGGCUGGGAAGAUUUUUCAGGCGGAGAAGAUGGUAAGAGAGAUGCCUAUGAAGCCAGAUUGUGUUGUGUGGAGUGCAUUACUUGCUGGUUGUAGGAAACAUGGUGAAUACCAACUGGCCACCAUUGCUGCUUCAAAUUUGAAAGAGCUGGACAGAGGGAACUCGUUAGGUUAUGUUUUAAUGUCAAACAUAUACUUUUCUUCAAAUGAUCUUCAUGAAGCAUGUCUCCUAAGGAAGCAAAUGAUAGAGGCUGGAGUUCGAAAGGAGCCUGGAUUGAGCUGGACUGAAAUUGGUGGCAGGAUACAUGAGUUUGCUUCUGGUGGCCAAAGACACAACCUUGGAGAAGCUAUCCGUGCUAGUCUUCAGGAUCUUGUUAAACAGAUGAAGAAAUUAGGGUAUACUCCUAUGACAACUCUGGUCCUGCAUGACAUAGAAGAGGAGCAUAAAGAGGAACAACUGUACUACCAUAGUGAGAAGCUGGCUCUGAUGUUUGUAUUGAUGCAUUCUGAUGACCCACACUGCAAAUCGGGUGUCAUUAGGAUAAUGAAGAAUAUCCGUAUUUGUUUAGAUUGCCACAACUUUAUGAAAUUAGCUUCAGGGCUUGUUCAGAAACAGAUUGUCGUUAGAGAUUCAAACCGUUUCCAUCAUUUUACAAGUGGGGCGUGUUCUUGCAAUGAAUAUUGGUAAAUUGCUCCGGCGCUGCUUCCCCUAUCCGAUACCAUUAUGGUAUUAUUAGUAAAUGACCACAAUAUUGGAAUGGUUCUACAGCAAGACUAUCAUAAUUGUGCAACAAUACAACACUGAUGUUUAGACCUGCUCUUUAUAUAAAAACCGGGUAGAACACCCACCAUCUUGCCUUCCAGAGGACAGCAGCUAACAAGGGAUAAAGCUUCUCUUGGCUGUCCUCAGCUGCAUUGUUUCCAGGGGAGAAUCCAAAGGGGCAGGAGGUCAAUCACCCACCUCAACCCCACUUCACCCCAAUUCUGUCAAUACAUGCAUGGCUAUAUUAAGGAAUGGGACAAAUGCACAAAUGUCUUUAACCAUCACCAUCAUAUUGUUUUGGUUUCUAAUUAAUAAAUCAAUCAUUUUAGUUUUUAUUCUAUUUAUUCUGUAGUGAAAUUAACUGUUCAAGAUAUUGCAUCUAAAAGUCACGUUUGUAUAACAACAAUAUAUUUAACGCAUUGACCGCUUGAAAAAUAUCCACCUCAAGAAAAACAUUAAAUAUUUUUUAUGGUAGAAAAAAGUCAGGCCUAUAAUGCCAUCAUCAAACCACAUUUAUAUUUAGGGAAAAUUGCCCUAAAUAGGAGUAAACAACUUUGAAAAUUCCAAAAUAGGACCACUAUGUUUUUCUUCCUGAAAUAGGAGUCGUUACUAUCAUGAUUGAAAAAUAUUGCCUUGAUUUAAAAAUACUGCCAUUAAUUAUAAUAAAUACUGCCAUGUAGAAUGCAUAGUACUGCAACUUUUUGACAGUCAUGACUAAAAGAUGGCAGUAAAUACUGACAUUUUACUAUCUUAGUACUAUUACAGGAAGAAAAUUUGUUCGUGCAAUGUGUUCGAUCAAAUAUUUGAGAAAAUUUGUUCUGUACUAGUCUGGCCCCUUCGUGUCAUAAUAUGUGUUUCAGUAGGCUUUCCAGGUAAUUUAAGAUUAGAGUUUUUUCCAUUUUCGGUCCCUCGACUAUUGUGUCAGUGACACUUUUGGUACUCGACUUUUAAUUUUUCCAUUUUUAGUCCUCAACUUUGGUGUUAGAGACACUUUUAGUCCUCGACUUCAAAGUGUUCCACAUUUAGUCCUUUGAUAUUAUCAAAUUGACACUUUUAGUCCUUCCACUAUGAUUUUGACACAAUAAGUGACGGACUAAAAAUGUCACUGUUAUAAUAGUUGGAGGACCAAAAGUGUCACUUUUAUGUAAGUCGAAAGACUAUAAAUGGAAAUUUUCAAAGAUGGGUACCAAAAGUGUCUCUAGUAUAAUAGUUGAGGACUAAAAGUGGAAAAAAUCAAAGUCGAGUACCAAAAGUGUCAGUGACAUAAUAGUCGAAGAACUAAAAGUGGAAAAAACUCUUUAAGAUAACUUAUAAGUUUAUGUACGGUACAUUAUAGCAGUAAUGUACUACUUGUAUACUUUACUAAAGUGUACUGUAGCUGCUUUUGGGUUGUUUUUUUUCUUUCCAAAAAUGAAAAUGUGACUAAUAUUCUAAUACUGCCUAAAAAGGAAUAUGUGGCAUAUAUUAUGAUACAGAGGCAGUACUUAAUAGAAACAUAGAUGUUGGAUAUUAUGUUUUGUUUUGUUGAUGACUAAGGAUGUUUUCUUUUGGACUGAAAUUUGCUGGUCUGGUCUGAUCUGGUCUGUUUAAGUCUGGUCUGGUCUGGUCUGGGAUUGAAAACAGUCCAAAAGAAAACAUCCUAAUUCUAGGUGCCAAACUGUAAAGUUACAUGAUUCUAUAACUGUUCUUUUAUUAGUAUUGAACUAUGGGUGGAACAGGUUCUAGAUGCCAAUCGCACAAUUGAUUGACCAUAUAUUAGUGAUCAUAUGCUUUCCAUAUUUGUUAGCAAACAAAUAAGUGUUUGAGUAACCAUAUAAUCUAUCUUUAAUGUGGUCCUCAUAUGCCAAGGCUAUAAUGUGAAAGGAUCGAUUGUAAUCAUGGAGAGGAUUCCAAUAUCUGUGCAUGGAAGGAAAGGCUUUUAAAGUGAUGAAAUCACCUUCAAGAAGGUAAGUCUCGAAAGUGGAGAACACGGGUAUACAAGGAAGCAGUGGCGGAACCAGGGGUGCAAGCCGGUGCCCCCCCCCCCCCCCCCCUCGCCGGAAAACAUAAGGUAUAUAUAGGUCUGUUAUACGGAGCCCCAGGCUUAUCUUCUUCCUUGCUGCUGUGCUGCCCCGAGGAUGGAGCGCACUCGACCGUCAGCAGAUUUUAUAUAUUUAAUUUGGGUUAGCUAGGUUGCAAGGACACCAUUGUGUCUAGUCAAUAAUGUGGGGGAAACGUUGCUGCAGAAUCAGCAAAUCAGCAAGGUCCAAGUGUCCAUUUCCGUCCAGCAAGGCAGCGAGUGAACAACUUGUUUCUAAGAGAGUAAAAGUAACGGCACAGUUUCGAUGCAGAAGGCUUUGGAUGAACUAUGAUAUUGAUAUAGGGUUGCUGAAGCAGAGAAGAUGGCUAUAGCUACGGCGGUCAGCUGUGAUCUGAAACUGAAGCUCCUCAAGCCUCAAUUUCACAACUCUCAAAAAUCAAGUGAUUUGAGGUUUGAUCAAGGCAUGUGAUGAAGCAAAUUAUGGCAUGCAAUGGAUUCAGAUAAUCAAGAAUGAGAGAUUUGAAACAAAGGAUAGCCGAAUACUCCAUUCUUGCAAUUAGUUAUUUUGUAAAGUUAAUGUUCAUGUAUUGAAUAUGAUAGUGUAAUUACUGUUGUUGGUGUUUUCAAAGUGUAUCUUUUGUAUUAAGAAUCUUUUGUAUUAAGAAAAUGACUUCUGAUUUUGUCAAAGAAAUUGAAGUUCUACUAUUAAUACCUGU
Messenger RNA from Cuscuta epithymum, 5486 nucleotides. NCBI's taxonomy places the organism in Eukaryota, Viridiplantae, Streptophyta, Magnoliopsida, Solanales, Convolvulaceae. The record is from the annotation of a GenBank genome assembly.